ACAUUGGGUCCGUUUGGUGGCUGAGAAACGGAAGGAAAAAGAAAUGAAAACUCAGAAUCCCUCUGCAUAACAUUAGUAACCCUAACUUAGCCGGCAAUUCAUUCUCGAAGGUGUCAUUUCUUGUUUUCUUUGCUGCCUCUCGUCUCUCUAGGGAAAAGAAAUGACAAUGAACCGCAUCAAAUCAGUGAGAAGUAUCAUCAUCACAAGGGAGGCAGUUAGGCUUGUGGGCUGCAGGACAUUUGCUGUUGGUGGUAAAGCAAAGAAGGGCUCAAAAGGGGGUGGGGCCAGCGAUGCUCCAAAGGCAUCAACUCUCAGCAAAGAAGUCAAGUCUACUACAACUGUUGGUGCCAAUAUUCUGAAGGAUGGCACAGAUCCCAAGGUCCUGCCUGACUCUGAGUACCCUGAUUGGCUGUGGCACCUGCUCGAUAAACGUCCAGCAUUGAGUGAGCUAAGAAGGAAGAGUGUAGAAAGUCUCUCUUAUGAAGCUCUUAAGCGUUUUGUUAAGCUGGACAACCGAGCAAGGAUCAAGGAGAACAACAAUCUUAAGGCCAAGAACUGAUCAACAAUCUGGCAGGGCCACACAGGUGCUUACACAGCUUUUGGGUCUAUGAUUUGAUGUCUUAUUGGAAUAACAUGGCUGGUGCAUGGAAUGUGAUAGAGAAAGCUUACUGGUCUAGUCAGUUGGGCCCUAGUCUUGACAUUGCCAUUGAACUAAAUAGGUGGAAGCCACCUCCCAUUGUCUCCCCCACCCAACUCAACAACGGUGGGGUUGAAGUUUAUCCUUUUGUAGAUUCACUGAGAAGUUAAUGAUUUUUCCCUUUUCCUCCUUUCAUCAUCCACUUGCAGGACCCCAUGUUCGCUUGACUUAGCUUGUUACCCCAAUUUCAAGCUCUUGUGAUGAAGUUUGUCGGUUUACUUACAAAUUGAAAUGACUGUCGUGAUGCAUAUGGUCAGGUGGUCCAGAUUCCUGAUGGCCCAUUACUUAAUAGGUAGAUUUAGCAAAGACAUAAUCACACUUAGUUGAGCAUACCUUUCAAUCUAGCCCCCUACCGGGACUGACUGACUGGUGUGCUAGAGAGGAGACUGUACGCCUUGCUUUAUGGCCAUGUGAAGAUGAGGGAGGCUUAGUGGAAACAGAAAAAGAAAAGGUGGAAGGAAGCAGGAAAAUCAUGCAAUCAGGAAACUGAAAUUUGACAUCCAAUGAAUUAUUAUUGCUUAAAGCAUGUCCCUCUGUUACAUCCUUUUGAAUGCCAUACUUGAAAAGUUAAAGUUGCUUCUCA
Molecule: messenger RNA, 1280 nt
Organism: Vitis riparia (riverbank grape)
Lineage: Eukaryota; Viridiplantae; Streptophyta; Magnoliopsida; Vitales; Vitaceae
Product: 54S ribosomal protein L37, mitochondrial-like
Exons: 3
Coding region: 161-559 (132 amino acids)
Cellular component (GO): mitochondrial large ribosomal subunit
Molecular function (GO): structural constituent of ribosome
Source: RefSeq, a predicted model, not a curated record